Messenger RNA from Notechis scutatus (mainland tiger snake), 1635 nucleotides. The record is from RefSeq and is a predicted model, not a curated record. NCBI's taxonomy places the organism in Eukaryota, Metazoa, Chordata, Lepidosauria, Squamata, Elapidae.
ACCUCCCGGGGGUGUCUGCACGGGCUUCCCGCGGUAAAUCCGAUCACCUUCUCCUCCUCCUCCUCCUUCUCGGCGCCUUAGACUACAGAGCCCAUCUUCCCCAGCUUUGCAUUACACGGUCGGGUUGGGGAAUGGUCGUGCGUGCAAAGCGGGGUUUCUUGCACGAUGAAGAUCCUCGCUGGUUGCGUGUGUCGUCAUUUGGUCCUCUUCGGGCCCCGUUGUUUCCAAAACGGCCUCACUCCCCAGUGGUGGAAAAGAGGCCACCAGGUGCUCCGUUCUUUUCAUGGUCCUACCGUUCUGCAACAGGGAGGUAGCCGGACGCCCAGCCUUCUUCGCGGGGUGCAGCCCCGGUGGCUGAGUAGCGUCGACUCGUCUCAGCGCGAUCCAAAGCCACCGUCCAGCUGUGAAAACUCAGAGAAAUUUACCCUGAUUUACCGAUUCCCGGCCAUCAGGUUGUUGAAGCUCUUCUCGAGGCUGAAGGUGGUGCAGACGGGCCUUGGUUUGCUCAUCCUCCCUCCGGUCUGGUUUGUCCACGGGAUAAACCAGGUUAUUUGGGUCACAGGCCUCUUCUUCUCCACCCUCGCCUUUCUAUACGCCAUCAGCUUCUUCCUGCAACGGGUCAUCGGCUUCAUGUACCUGAACGAAAGUGGGACCCUCCUGAAAGUUUCCCACUUGACAUUUUGGGGGAAAAGGAGGAAUUUCUGCUGUCCGGUUGAGUCGGUCGCGACCUUGGAAGAAGAAGGCAGAAAGAGCAACAGGUUCCUCCUGAAGUUCAGACAAUGUGACCAGAAAAAAGUCUUGUAUUUUUCAUUUGUCUUGGGUCAAGUUGUGAAUGAGGAAGCCUUUGCCAAAGUGUUUGGGUGUUAUUCUUAAGAGAAAGAGAGAGAGAGAAAUUUCAACACCCAGAAUGUUUUGCACUGAGGAUUCAUAACCUUGUUAGCUAAAAUACAGAUAGAUAACAGAUAAUCAGAGUUGGAAGGGACCUUGUAGGUCAUCUAGUCCAACCCCCCGCUCAAGUGGGAGACCCUACACCAUUUCUGACAAAUGGCCUGAACUUACAGUCACAAUGGACCCCCAAAUUUAUGUUGUGACACAUUUAUUGAGUUUUGCCUCGUUUUAUGACCUUUCUUACCACAGUUGCUAAGCCUACAACUAGUCUUAAUGCCCCUCCAAUUGUCCCUUCCAACUCUGAUUAUCUGUUACUUCAUUUUCAUCACUGUUGAUGCCAUUGUUUUCAUACACAUAGACAUCUCAGGUUUAGCAAACCAGAUUUAUUUUAUCUUGUCACUUUCCCACUGGGUAGUGAAGUGGCAUCAAAGAAUUACCAAACGGAAUUGAAAUUUGAUCAGACCAGCUCAAUAUAAUGUAAGCGUUUUUGGUAACUUUACUACAUGCUACUAAAAUAAUACCAUCUAAAUUUUAUUUGAAUGCUAUUGGUAUUGUAUUUAGCAGAUUAACGGAGUUGGAAGGGACCCUUCAAGAAGAAUAUGUGUAUUGAUUUUAGUGUUUUCAUGCUACAAGCCGCUCAGAGUCACUUCGAAACGAAAUGGAUGGCAAGUAAAUUUAAUGAAUAAAUAAAAUAAACCCUUCUCACCAAAAUUUUCUUUGAAUGCUGACUUUCUGGGAAUUGGCUUC